GCGUUUUAUCCAUCAUCCGGCAAUGUUUAUGUUAUUUACUUUGGCAAUAUCAGUAUCAGUGAAUCAUUUUGUAAAGAGAUGUAAAUAAUUUGCUCCAAAAAUACCGUUUUGCGUCACGCAUCGAGGUGCAUAGUGUGGUAGCCACUCGACAGAACCGGGUCCCGAUGUCUUUCUGGCUGCAACCGAUGCGAUACAAACGGCGGAUCGUGUACGUGUUUCUGUUUCUUUCGGCCGCACUCUACGUCCUGUACAGCUGCAUUCCGGAUCCGCCGAUACACAACUGUUUCCAGAUCGUUCCCGGGGACAGCUUCGUCGCCGGGGAUAGCUUGGAAGAUGUGCAGCAGUCUAUGCCGCAGCCGACCGACGAUGGGCGUAACAUCUUCUUUCACGAAACAUCCUGCUUGAAGGAGGACGGUAUUGUGCGGCUGAACGCCCGACAAGCGUGUGCAAUCGAGUCGGCUGCCCGGGCCAAUCCGGAGUGGAACGUGUACGUACUGUUUGCGGCCCCGGUUGGCUUCCGGAACCACACGACACAGCCAAUCCUUGACGCACUGCUCGAGUAUCGCAAUGUGCAUCUGCGCUACGUUAAUUUGACCACAUACGCGAACGAAACUCCGCUGGAAGAAUGGAUGGCGAGUGGGGAAAUCUUUCGCUCGCUGUACAUGAACUCGCAUCUGUCCGAUGUGAUGCGCUACCUGACCCUGUACAAGUACGGUGGAACGUACCUUGAUCUGGAUGUGAUCGUGCAGCAAUCGUUUGAGAAGCUGGAACCGAACUAUGCCGGUGCCGAGUCGGUGCGAUGGGUUGCGGCCGGCGUGAUGAACUUCGAACCGAAAGGCCACGGUCACGAGCUGGCGGAAAUGUGUGUUCGCGACCUGCUGGCCAACUUCAACGGCAAGGAUUGGGGCAACAAUGGCCCGGGGGUGGUAACGCGCGUACUGCAAAAGUACUGCCACACACGGUCGACGGCUCACAUGACCCGGGAACGGUGCCGGCACUUUACCGUCUAUCCGAUCAGUGCAUUUUACGCGAUAGGGUACGAAGAUUAUCGGCAGUUUUUCGAGGAACAGUACCUGGAGCACGCCCUCUACACGCUCAAUCAAUCGAUAGUGGUGCACGUGUGGAACAAGUUUAGCAAGAACCAUCCGGUGCGGGUUGGGUCACGGGUCGCUUACGGUGUGCUAGCCGAACGGCACUGUCCCAAAGUGUACCGUUCUUGCGGGACCGUUUUUAAAAGUGAAUCCGUCACAGCUCCGUCUUCUACAUUGAAGCGUGUCGCCACGACUACCUCCGCACCAACAACUCCAAGUCCAUGGAUCGACACCUGUUUCAAGAUCUUCGGCAGUAAUGUCACUACCGGGUACAGCUUACACGGCAAACACAUACUGGAGGAUGUGCAGCAGUCCGUACCGCAGCCGACCGACGAUGGCCGUAACAUCUUCUUUCACGAAACAUCCUGCUUGAAGAAGGACGGUAUUGUGCGGCUGAAUGCCCGACAAGCCUGUGCAAUCGAGUCGGCUGCCCGGGCCAAUCCUGAGUGGAACGUGUAUGUACUGUUUGCGGCUCCGGUUGGCUUCCGGAACCGCACGACACAGCCAGUCCUUGACGCACUGCUCCAGUGUCCUAAUGUGCAUCUGCGCUACGUCAACUUGACCACAUACGCGAACGAAACACCGCUGGAAGAAUGGAUGGCGAGGGGGGAAAUAUUACGCUCACAGUACAUGAACUCGCAUCUGUCCGAUGUGAUGCGCUAUCUGACCCUCUACAAGUAUGGUGGAACGUACCUUGAUCUGGAUGUGAUCGUGCAACAGUCUUUUGAGAAGCUGGAACCGAACUAUGCCGGUGCCGAAUCGUUUGAUUUGAUUAAUUCCGCUGUAAUGAACUUGGAACCGAAAGGCCACGGCCAUGAGCUGGCGGAAAUGUGUGUUCGAGACCUACUGGCCAACUAUAAUGGUUAUCAAUGGGCUCAAAAUGGUCCAGGGGUAAUAACGCGCGUAUUGUUUUUUGAAGAACCGUACCUAAAGUCGGUCCUCGAUGCGCUCAAUCAAUCGAUCGUGGUGCACCUGUGGAACAAGCUGAGUAAAGACAAUCCGGUGUGGGUUGGGUCACGGGUCGCUUACGGUGUGCUAGCCGAACGGCACUGUCCCAACGUAGAUACGACUACUCAAGCUUUUCAGUGUAAAAUGUUCUCACAAAGAAAGUGUCGCUUUGUUCUUUAUAUCGUUGGUGCAUUCGUUUUUCUUCUGCUUGUACGUCGCAUUGGUGAUCGCCAGAGGAGAAUUACGCCGCACAUUUACUCUCAGAUUGUCGAAGAAGAUUUGGAAUUUUGGGAAUCAUACGAAAACCGAUUUUUCGCCACAAAACAAUUACACCAACAGAAAAGUGAAUCCGUCACAGUUCCGUCUUCAACAUUGAAGCGUGUCGCCACGACUACCUCCGCACCAACAACUCCAAGUCCAUGGAUCAACACCUGUUUCAAGAUCUUCGGCAGUAACGUCACUACCGGGUACAGCUUACACGGCAAACACAUACUGGAGGAUGUGCAGCAGUCCGUACCGCAGCCGACCGACGAUGGCCGUAACAUCUUCUUUCACGAAACAUCCUGCAUGAAGAAGGACGGUAUUGUGCGGCUGAAUGCCCGACAAGCCUGUGCAAUCGAGUCGGCUGCCCGGGCCAAUCCGGAGUGGAACGUGUAUGUACUGUUUGCAGCCCCGGUUGGCUUCCGGAACCGCACGACACAGCCAGUCCUUGACGCACUGCUCCAGUAUCCUAAUGUGCAUCUGCGCUACGUCAACUUGACCACAUACGCGAACGAUACACCGCUGAAAGAAUGGAUGGCGAGGGGGGAAAUAUUACGCUCACAGUACAUGAACUCGCAUCUGUCCGAUGUGAUGCGCUAUCUGACCCUCUACAAGUAUGGUGGAACGUACCUUGAUCUGGAUGUGAUCGUGCAACAGUCUUUUGAGAAGCUGGAACCGAACUAUGCCGGUGCCGAAUCGUUUGAUUUGAUUAAUUCCGCUGUAAUGAACUUGGAACCGAAAGGCCACGGUCAUGAGCUGGCGGAAAUGUGUGUUCGAGACCUACUGGCCAACUAUAAUGGUUAUCAAUGGGCUCAAAAUGGUCCAGGGGUAAUAACGCGCGUAUUGGUAAAGCACUGCCAUACCCAGUCGAUCACCAACAUGACCCAGCAUUGUUCCCAGCACUUUACCGUCUAUCCACCCAGCGCUUUUUACGCAAUUGCGUAUUGGAAUUAUAAACAGUUUUUUGAAGAACCGUACCUAAAGUCGGUCCUCGAUGCGCUCAAUCAAUCGAUCGUGGUGCACCUGUGGAACAAGCUGAGUAAAGACAAUCCGGUGCGGGUUGGGUCACGGGUCGCUUACGCUGUGCUAGCCGAACGGCACUGUCCCAACGUGUACGGGUCUUGUGGGCCCGUCUUCUACUCCUCCAAAAUGAUCUCACAUAAUUCGUUCCGCUACGUUCGAUAUGCUGUGUGUGCAUUAUUGCUGCUGCUGCUGUUUCGAUUGAUACGCGAUCGCCGCCCGAAACCGGCGUACAUUCCCGCCGACGUUGCUCAAGGAGAUCCGGGCUUUCUGACGUCCUACGACACCUCGAAAGACUUGCACGCGCACAGCAGCGUGUACUUUAUCGAAUCGUCCGCACCGUUCAAGCGCAUCAUCACGAUCGGACCGCGGCAGGCGUGCGCGAUCGAGUCGGCAGCACGUGCCAAUCCGCUCAAGAAGAUAAUCGUCCUGUUCGCCUCCUGGAACCCAAUAACGAACCCCAGCCAGGUACGGUUUCCCGAUCUGCCAACGUUGGCGGGGUUUGGAAACGUUCACUUCCGCUGGCUAGAUUUGAACCGGUUCGCGCAAGGUACACCGGUGGAGGCGGUGAUCCGAUCGGACCGGCUGCACGAACGGCCGAAUGGUGCCGAGUAUCUGUCGGAGAUAUUGCGCCUGGUGCUGCUGUACAAGUACGGUGGCAUCUACCUCGACCUCGACGUGGUGACGCUGAAAACGCUCGACUUUGUCAAUGCAAACUUUUUCGGCGCCGAAACGGAACGGCUUGUCGGAACGUCCGUAAUCGGACUAAGGCGGGGCGGGUUUGGGGAACUGUUUGCCGAGCGUUGUCUCAACAACUUCAAAUAUUUCGACGAACAAAAAAACAUCCGCAAUGGGUCCUUUCUACUCACCUACCAGGUCGUUCAGACGUGCGAAACACUCACCCUACAGGAGAUCCUUGACAGCGGCUGCCGCGGAAUGCUGCAGGUGCACCGGCGGAGUAUCUUUCAUCCCUUCGACGAAACCAACGUGGGCAUGAUGUUCGAUCCUAGCCGGCUGGAGGAAGCGAAGGACCGCCUUGCCCAUGCGAUGACCGUUCACAUGCUCCAUCGUACUAGCGGGAAGAUGCGAGUCGCUGGCGGCACAACGGGCUAUCAGUUGAUUGCCCAAAACUACUGUCCAAGGGUGUAUGAAGAAAAUAGCUAUGAUUUUUAAAAAAGGAUAAACGCAAUAAAUAAGAGAGAGCGAGAG
Molecule: messenger RNA, 4529 nt
Organism: Anopheles merus
Lineage: Eukaryota; Metazoa; Arthropoda; Insecta; Diptera; Culicidae
Exons: 9
Coding region: 165-4493 (1442 amino acids)
Biological process (GO): glycosphingolipid biosynthetic process
Molecular function (GO): alpha-1,4-N-acetylgalactosaminyltransferase activity
Source: RefSeq, a predicted model, not a curated record